Molecule: messenger RNA, 646 nt
Organism: Eimeria tenella
Lineage: Eukaryota; Apicomplexa; Conoidasida; Eucoccidiorida; Eimeriidae
Exons: 2
Source: RefSeq, a predicted model, not a curated record
ACCCCCACCACCCCCUCCGGUCCCAGGGGCCCUGCAGCAGCAGCAGCAGCAGCAGCAGCAGCAAGAGCAGGAGGACGUGGAGCAGCUGUUUACUUCGCUGUCAGCUCGGUUGCCUCCUCGACCGUUGCGCACUGCAGCAGCAGCGAGCAGCAGCAGCAGCAACAGCAGCAGCAGCAGCAGCGGAGCUAGCCCGUCUUCGUCUGUUUUCUCAAGCGGCAACUUAGAGCUGGAGGCCAUUCUUGCUGCUGCUGCUGCUGCAGUCCCUCCCCCUGCUGCAGCGUACGUCCUCAGCAGCAGCAGCAGCAACAGCAACAGCAGCAGCAGCAGCAGCAACAGCAGCAGCAGCAGCAUCAGCAGCAAGUGCACACAGUUUCAAGGUGAAGACCCUUUCGCGGGGCUCUCUAAUCUGCUGGGGGCCCUCCCCAGUCGGCGUGGGGAGGGGCCCCCAGGGAGGAACGGCAGCAGCAGCAGCAGCAGCACAAGUGCUGCUGCUGCAUCUGCUGCUGCUGCUCCCCCUGCUUUAGCAGCAGCAGCAGCAGCAGCUGAGGGGUCCGACCCGUUCGCAGGCCUGGCAGUUCUCUCUCAGGGGCCUGUGGGGCGCAGCAGUUUGAGCUGCAGCAGCUGGAAGCAGCUGGAGAGUAAGUGA